Messenger RNA from Vicia villosa (hairy vetch), 648 nucleotides. RefSeq lists its product as uncharacterized. Bases 1 to 648 code for a protein of 215 amino acids. The transcript has a single exon. The record is from RefSeq and is a predicted model, not a curated record. NCBI's taxonomy places the organism in Eukaryota, Viridiplantae, Streptophyta, Magnoliopsida, Fabales, Fabaceae.
AUGUGGAAAGAUUCUGCAAAUUGCAGCAUUCUGAAUUUCUCUAGAAACUAUGUUAAUUUAUUGGUUGAAGACGAAUCGAAGGGCGGUUGGCGUCUUACGUGCUACUAUGGUUAUCCGGAGAGAACUUGUAGAAGAGAGGCUUGGGAUAUGUUGCGUGAUCUUCGUAACAUGUCUGAUGUGCCUUGGUGCGUUAUCGAGGACUUUAACGACUUACUCUCGCAACAUGAUAAAGUUGGCAUCCAUCAACACCCCAAUUGGCUGUGUACCGGUUUCCGUGAAGCUGUAUCAGACUGUAACUUACUAGAUGUGCCGCUGGAAGGACACCCCUUCACAUGGAUCAAAAGUAGGGGCACCGAACACGUUAUCGAAGAAAGACUAGAUCGAGCUCUCGUCUCGCAAGAUUGGUGGGACAAUUUCCCGGAUGUUAAAUUACUUAAUCUACUAGCCUCCCAUUCUGACCACCGUCCCAUUUUGUUGCAAUGUGAUCCGAUCCAUCGUAAUAGCGCCAAGAAGUACUGUUUCCGGUUCGAAAAUGUUUGGUUAAAAGAUGAUGAGUUGAUUGAUGUAGUUAACAGAGGCUGGAAUGCUGGUACUAAUAAUGAAGUGUUGCAUCGUAUCAGUAACUGUGCGGCGGAGUUGUCAAGCUAG